Messenger RNA from Ilyonectria robusta, 3012 nucleotides. Its product is annotated as armadillo-type protein. The transcript has 8 exons. The record is from RefSeq and is a predicted model, not a curated record. The coding region runs from base 1 to 3012 and encodes 1003 amino acids. NCBI's taxonomy places the organism in Eukaryota, Fungi, Ascomycota, Sordariomycetes, Hypocreales, Nectriaceae. Gene Ontology annotation, biological process: protein import into nucleus. Gene Ontology annotation, cellular component: cytoplasm; nuclear membrane.
AUGGAUGAAAUCCCAAUCCCUACAACUAUACCAGAGGUUGAAGCCCUCAUCCUCUCCCUCUAUCACCCAAACCCCCCAGAAGUCAUCUCUCUGACACAGUCAACCUUGUCCCGGCUUCAGAGCUCUCCACAAGCUUGGCUCAUGGCCCGGGAGCUGCUGAGCUGCCAGGACGACAAAGUGAAGUUCUUUGGUGCCCUCACCAUAAUCAUCAAGCUCAACAACGAGAGUUCUUCCCUCUCUAAUAAUGAUGCGAGCGAACUUCUGCGAGGACUGAUCGGCUGGUACUUAGACUCCUUGGGCCAGGGCAAUGGUCAACUCGUUGUGAGGAAACUAUCAUCCGCUUUGGCAACCUUUUUUCUUCACUUUCAUCGACUAUGGCGCCCAUUCAUUCGGCAUCUCUCCCUUUGCAUCGUAUCUGGCCAAUCUUGCAGCACUGGCAGUUUGGACGAAGCACCUGACACAUUCACCAUCAUUGAGCGUCUCAGCCCGCCCCAGGUUCAAGCAUGCUUCUGGGUCUUGAGUAAUGUAUUAGAAGACAUUUCCAAGUUUGAUUUGAAUUCCGCGAAUAACAUGGGCCUCUAUGAUGCUAUUCUGGAAAACAUGCCGGAUGCCAUCGCUCUCAUGACCCGCGGCAUGUCUCCUCAAUCAACUUCCCAGGCGGCACAUGAAGACGCCAUAAAGUGUCUCCAGUCCUGGGUUUGGUUCGCGCAGCGGGCGUCAUCCCGAGAUACCAGGCUUGUCCAGCCCAUAGGACCUCUUGUCACAGCCGUCAUUGGCUCCUUGACCGUGGGUGAGCUCUACGAUGCUUCUGUAGAGCUCAUGGUGGACUUACUUUCCAACUGUUCGAUAUUCCUGACCGAAUCCCAUGUGCAAAAUCUAGGCGAACUCUUCGAGAGCCCCUGGUUUCAGAACCGCUAUCAAGCCUUGGUGCAGGGAGACUUCGACUUCGAUUCAACCCAGUUUGGUCAGCUUCUUCUCGCAUUCGGCGAUGCUAGGGUCGAGAAGUUAAUGCAGGUUAAUGAUGAUCGAAGCCGCAAUUUAUUGUCAAAUCUCUGCGGGUUGCUUGCUGCCCAGGGCUAUCCUGUAGCAGAGGACAAGAUCUUUGUGCCAGCGUUGGAGUUUUGGUCGACAUUCGCUGAGACUAUGACAGAUGCCAUGUAUUCAGAUGAGGGCGCUGCGACUCCUUGGGUGCCUCAAGCCCUUUCGUACGUCCUUCAAGCGGUGUCGAACGCAUGGCAGAAGGUGGUGUUUCCACCCUUGGACGAAUUUUCUACCUGGGAUUCGAGCGAGCGCAUCGGCUUCCAUGACGCCAGGAAGGACGUCAUUGAUCUCCUCCAGUCUGCAUAUUCGCUAGCAGGGCCACAGCUUGUCGUGACUUUUGCGGACCUUACACUCAAGGCUCUCUCGAGUUCAUCUUGGUUGCAGCUCGAGGCUGCAGCAUUUUGCCUUGGUGGACUUGCAGACUGUGUAGGAGAAGACGCUCGAUGCGAUGAAGCGCUGGCGUCCGUUUUUACAUCACCCUUGUUCUCUGCGCUCCGUCCCGGCGAGCAAGCUAUUCCUCCACGUGUACGACAGACCUGUGUCGCGCUCAUUGAGCAUUACACUGAGUACUUUGAACGCAAUCUCGCUCACCUCCCCCCUGCCCUCAACCUGCUUUUCGUCGUGGUGGGAGAACAUUCCCUAACUUCUGCUGCGGCGAAGUCUAUUCUCAGAUUGUGUUCGUCUUGCCGAAACGACCUACAUCCCGAAGUAGGUGCUUUCCUAGAUGAGUAUCAAAAGCUCAUCGCCGGAGAGCGCUUGGACUGCGGUGCCAGUGAGAAAAUUCUUGGAGGCAUUGCGUCAGUAAUCCAAGCUAUACCAGACCCAAGCCAGAGAUACUCGGCAUGCGCUAGGCUUCUAAGCUUCAUCCAAGCUGAUGUGCAGCGGGCUAUGGAGCUAUUACAAUCACCUCCAGCCACUCCCAUUCCAUGCUUUGCGGGUUCGAGCUGCUCCUAUGCCGCGCCUGACGAGCAUCCUGCACUGCAUACUGCGUUAAAGGCCCUCAGAUGUCUGGCCAGUACAGGCAGAGGGCUUCAGGCCCCAACUGAAGUAUCGGUUGACUUGGAAGGUAAGCGUUCGAGCGAAAGCUCUAACCCGCAGCUGUCUGGGCUCCAGGAAAUCAUCAUCUCUAGCAUCGUUCAACUGCAAGGAGCUUUCAAUACCAGUGGGGAGAUUGUUGAGAUCAUCUGCAGCGUGCUCCGCAGCGGUUUUUCUGAAGUUGAUCCUGGCCCCUUCGUGCUACCACCGCAGGGAGUUGCUCAAUACCUGACGACCCAGACACUGGGCACACCAAGAGUAGGACUCCUGGUUAGCACCGGGUGUUCUUUCGUCAGCUCUUUAGAGCAUGAUGGACUUCAAGGCCAGCACGGGAUGCUCACAACGGUGCUUCUUUGGGUCGUGGGACUCCUCAAACAACUCGCCAACCCAGAGGCCGACCCAGAGCUCUCCCAGAAUGGGAUCGAGUUUGUCAGCCGCCUGAUGUCCAAAUGCCCGGCUAUUCUUCUACGAUUAGAGCCACAAGAUGCUGCUGAGUUCUUCUUCCUUUUCACACUCCAAGUACUGGACGGCAAAGAACCUCUGCCGAAAGCAAGUGCAGCAGAAUUCUGGGCCGUUUUCGUCAACGUCAAGUGCGAUACGACAGAGUUAGAUGGGGCAAUCGCGCAAGCAAUGAAUAUGUUAGGGCCUUUGCUCUCACAGAGUCUAGCACGGAAUAUUGGCGGGAACGCGUCACGGAGUGAGCUGGACAAGCUUACAGAGCCCCUCAAGAAGCUCAUUGUUCGAUAUCCGAUGGCAAAGAGUUGGCUUGAGUCCGGCCUCUCACACUCGUCUUUUCCAAGCACGAGAGUCACGAGAGAUGAAAAAUCUAUCUUCCUUAAAAAGAUUAUCAGCCUUCGGGGAGCUAGGGCAACGAACCAAGUUGUCAGAGAGUUCUGGUUGUCAGCCAGGGGUUCCAACUUUGCCUAUGCAUCAUGA